Molecule: messenger RNA, 839 nt
Organism: Chanos chanos (milkfish)
Lineage: Eukaryota; Metazoa; Chordata; Actinopteri; Gonorynchiformes; Chanidae
Gene: kti12
Product: KTI12 chromatin associated homolog
Exons: 9
Coding region: 1-828 (275 amino acids)
Source: RefSeq, a predicted model, not a curated record
AUGCCACUGAUAAUCAUGUGUGGAUACCCCUGUAGUGGCAAAAGCCGUCGAGCCGAUGAACUGAAAGAAUACUUUACACAAAAUACCGACAGGAAAGUGCAUAUUGUUGGCGAUGAGGUCCUUGGGAUUGACAAGAACUCAGUGUAUGCCGACUCGCAAAGUGAGAAAAACGUACGGGCUGCUUUACGAGCGGAGGUUGAGAGGAAAGUCAACAAAGACGAUAUUGUGAUCUUGGAUUCCCUAAAUUACAUUAAAGGUUACAGAUAUGAACUGUUUUGUUUAAUCAAGCAUGCACAGACACCCCACUGUUUGGUUUACUGUUUGACAUCAGCUGAAGUAAGCACAGAAUGGAACAGAGCAAGAGAAACUGGAGUCCAGUACACUCAAGAAAUACUAGAUGCACUUAUUUUGAGAUUUGAGGCACCAGAUUCGAGAAACCGGUGGGAUAGUCCACUCUUUACCAUUCAAAAAGAGGAUACUCUUCCUUCUGAGGCCAUUUCUGAUGCCAUCUUCAAAAGGAAAGCACCUCCCCCUAACCAGUCAACGCAGAGUCAACCAUUGUCAUCCACCAACUUUUUAUACGAGUUGGACAAAGUCACCCAAGAUAUCCUAAUGACAGUUCUGGAAUCUCAGAAAACCAGCGUUCCGGGCGAUCUCAUCUCCAUUCCAGGAGCUACGGAAAAGAUAGCACUAACAAGAAGUCUUAACAUGGCUGAGCUUAGGAAGCUUCGCCGACAGUUCAUCAGUUACACAAAGAUGCAUCCUACUGAGAACAUUGGGCAGCUUGCCAAUAUGUUUGUUCAGUAUCUUAACAAGAGCAUGCACUGACAACCAGUCAG